AUGCAUCUGGGCAGUGAAGUUUCUUCAACAACCGGUCACUACGACCGCAGUUACGGAAAUUUGACAGCAGAAAUGCUCGCGGAAAGAACUAUCGACGGUCUCCUUGCUGAGCAUCCAGGAGAAUUAGUGAGAACGGGGUCUCCGCAUGUGGUUUGUACCGUUUUGCCACCUCAUUGGCGAUCCAAUAAGACUUUGCCGGUGGCUUUUAAGGUUGUGGCUUUGGGAGAUGUCGGGGAUGGGACUGUAGUGACUGUGAAAGCGGGAAAUGAUGAAAACUAUUGUGCGGAACUACGAAAUUGUACUGCUGUUAUGAAGAACCAAGUAGCCAAGUUUAACGAUUUGAGGUUCGUUGGCAGAAGUGGAAGAGGAAAAAGUUUCACCUUAACGAUAAUCGUUUCGACGUCACCGCCCCAAGUAGCAACCUACAGCAAAGCGAUCAAAGUUACAGUGGAUGGACCAAGGGAACCAAGGUCGAAGACUCGACAACAAGGAUUUCACCAUUUUCCCUUUGGACCAAGACCUUUUGGACAGGACCCUCUAACGGGAAAUUUACCCUUUAAACUGACUGGUAAGUUUAAAAUUAAUUUUUUUCUAUAUAUUCUAUCAAUAAAUAUUCCAUGA
Messenger RNA from Diabrotica balteata, 621 nucleotides. Lineage: Eukaryota; Metazoa; Arthropoda; Insecta; Coleoptera; Chrysomelidae. The record is from the annotation of a GenBank genome assembly.